CUUAUAUAAAGGAAUAUUUGUUUUGAGUCUUUUCUCACUUUUAUUCUCAAAAACUCUAUGUAUAGUGCUCUCUUUUCUCAAUGGCACAAGGUUCUGAGAUCAUCAAAUAUGAAGAGGAAUUUAUACAAAAUUCAAGAGGAUUGAAGCUCUUUACUUGUCGAUGGAUUCCUGCGAACCAAGACCCCAAAGCUUUGAUUUUCCUUUGCCAUGGUUAUGCAAUGGAGUGUAGCAUCUCAAUGAAAGGAACUGGGAUUCAACUUGCAAAGGCUGGGUAUGCAGUAUAUGGAAUAGAUUUAGAAGGCCAUGGGAAAUCCUCUGGAUUACAAGGUUACAUCCCAAGUUUCGAAAAUAUCGUUAACGAUUGCGAUGAACAUUUUACGAAUAUUUGUGAGAGGAAUGAGAACGAAAAGAAGAAGAGGUUUAUAUUUGGCGAGUCUAUGGGAGGAGCUUUGGUCCUUUUGUUACAUAGGAAGAAGCCAACAUACUGGGAUGGUGCUAUUUUGGUUGCACCCAUGUGCAAGGUUUGA
Molecule: messenger RNA, 527 nt
Organism: Asparagus officinalis (garden asparagus)
Lineage: Eukaryota; Viridiplantae; Streptophyta; Magnoliopsida; Asparagales; Asparagaceae
Product: caffeoylshikimate esterase-like
Exons: 6
Coding region: 81-527 (148 amino acids)
Cellular component (GO): membrane
Molecular function (GO): lipase activity
Source: RefSeq, a predicted model, not a curated record